GUUUAUUAUACAAAAGCUUCUGGAGAAGAAAACAUCUUUUAUAAAUUAUGAAAAGUUUCUUCAUUGCUUGCUGUCUGAUUGCAGUUGCAUCUGCACAGUGGAAUCACAAUAAUCAAUGGAAUCAAAAUAAUCGUUGGAAUAACAACAACAACAAUUGGCAUCAACCACCAAGACAAGACAUUGUUCGUGAACAUUUACCGAAUGGUCAAGUGAGAUGCCGUUUACGAUGCGAUCGUAGCUUAAGAGAAUGCCCAAUAGUUGCAUGCCCACGUGAUGUUAUCCCUUCAUUGCCUCCACUUGACUCUCAAUGUCCAGUCAUAAAUUGCAUGGAAGACGCUCACAGACAUUUCGUUUUCCCACAUCCAGAUCCAAACUGGUUCUACCAAUGUCAAUUAGCUAAUGCUGAUGGUCUGUGGACUGUUUUGACCAGACCAUGUGGUUGUCAAACACUUUUCAGCUACAACGAUCAAAGAUGUGUUCAUCCUCGUGAAUGGGUCCGACAAUGUAAUGCUUCACCGGUCAGUCCAGUUGCUGCAGAAUGCGCUUUGGAUUGCCCCGACUGUAAUGGUAAUGGACAAGUUCCCCCACCUAUCGAAGCCCCACCAGUAAUUCCUCCACCUGUAAUCCCACCACCAAUUGAAGGUCCACCACCAAACCAACCUCCAAAUGGAUGCCCAUGCAUGCCAUGUAUUUGGUGGCCUUGUGUCCCUUGCAGUUGUUAAACGAACAUCAGAUUUUAACACUUUAUUAAAUAUAAAAUUCUUUGUUCACAAUUUCUUUGUAUAUCAAAGAUAAAUAUGAAUUAUUAAAAAUAUUUCUUAGUGUUGAGCAAUGCACAAU
Messenger RNA from Clunio marinus, 840 nucleotides. The record is from the annotation of a GenBank genome assembly. Lineage: Eukaryota; Metazoa; Arthropoda; Insecta; Diptera; Chironomidae.